This is a messenger RNA of Engraulis encrasicolus (European anchovy), 3416 nucleotides long. RefSeq names its product bone morphogenetic protein 4 (gene bmp4). The transcript has 4 exons. Lineage: Eukaryota; Metazoa; Chordata; Actinopteri; Clupeiformes; Engraulidae. The coding region runs from base 496 to 1902 and encodes 468 amino acids. Gene Ontology annotation, cellular component: extracellular region. Gene Ontology annotation, molecular function: cytokine activity; growth factor activity. The record is from RefSeq and is a predicted model, not a curated record. Gene Ontology annotation, biological process: BMP signaling pathway.
UACUUCUGUCCGCGAGUAGUGAACCUCCCGUCAGACCCAAAGGAAGUAGUCAAGAAAUAGGAGCCUUGAAGUUGCGACCGUGUUUAGUCUCAUCUGACCGCCUUUACUUGGCCGCCUAUGUUUUAAGCCGUACGCCAUGGACUCGCCUCGGUGUUUUCCACGAGAAACGCUAAAGGAACUUAUGACCUAACGGCUCAGAACAUCUAUCUCUCUUCUCUGGGCUGCCUGGCGCGCGGUACUUCCAGUACGCUGUUUGUUGCAGUGGGACUUCGGUUGCGCGAGGAGCGCUCGCACUUCUUUUGUCGUAUUCAUUUCAACCCGAGGAUACUUCUUUCUUUGCCUCUACUGAUGGAAAGGGCUCUGUGCGUGGCAAACAGGCAGCCCCUGAGGAGCACGUGAGGAGCGUUUCCGGAAGCAUCUCGCCCAGCUCAGCCCAGCAGCGUGGCCAAACAAACAUGGACUGUUUCCCCGUGCUCUAUUUCCUCUCGAGACAUCAUGAUUGCUGGUAGUCGAAUGCUGAUGGUCGUCCUGCUGUGCCACGUGCUGCUGGGGGGGAGUGAGAGGUGCCAUGCCAGUCUGAUCCCAGAGGAGGGGAAGGCUCCUUUGAGCCCUGUGAGCCCCACACGCCUGUCGCUAGCGCCCUCCGUCUCCGCGGGAACCGCAUCCUCGUCGUCGGGGUCGUCGCCGAGGCCCAGCCAUGAGCUGCUGCGGGACUUUGAGGCAACGCUGCUGCAGAUGUUCGGUCUCCAGCGGCGACCGAGGCCGAGUCGCGCCGCCAUCGUGCCGCAGUACCUGGUGGACCUGUACCGCCUGCAGUCCGGCGACGUCGACGACACGCUCGCACCCGUCACCGAGGGGCCUCUGGGGGUUGCUGGGGCGACGGUGUCGGAGUCGGCGGGUGCGGGGGCAGGAGCGGCGGCGUUCUCUUCUUCAUCGGCGACGGCGGAUGGGCUGCCGCACGAUGGCGGUUUCGAGUACCCCGAGAGGUCGGCCAGCAAAGCCAACACUGUAAGGGGAUUCCACCACGAGGAGCACCUUGAGGAGCUUCCGGAGGAGGGUCCAGGUGUGGAUGGCGGCUCCACUCUCCGCUUCCUCUUCAACCUCAGCAGCAUUCCCGAGGAGGAGCUGCUCUCCACGGCCGAGCUGCGCAUCUACCGCGAGCGCAUCGAGGAGGCCCUGGUGGGCUCGGGCUCCCUCGGUGGAGGGGAGGAUGAACUGCACCGUAUCAACGUGUACGAGAUCCUGAAGGCGCCGCGGGCGGGUCAGCUGAUCACACGGCUCCUGGACACUCGCGUGGUGCGGCACAACGCCACGCGCUGGGAGAGCUUCGACGUCAGCCCGGCCGUGCUCCGCUGGACGCGCGAGGGGCUGCCCAAUCACGGCCUGGCGGUGGAGGUGCUGCACCUGAACUCUACUCCCAGUCAGCAGGGGCGCCACGUGCGCAUCAGCCGCUCGCUGCACCAGAAGCCCGGCGAGGACUGGGGCCAGCUGCGCCCCCUACUGGUCACCUUCGGCCACGACGGCAAGGGCCACCCGCUCACGCGGCGCCGCGACAAGCGCAGCCCCAAGCAGCGCGGCCGCAAGCGCAACCGCAGCUGCCGGCGACACGCCCUUUACGUGGACUUCAGUGACGUCAACUGGAAUGACUGGAUCGUGGCACCGCCCGGCUACCAGGCGUACUAUUGCCACGGCGACUGCCCGUUUCCCUUGGCCGACCACCUCAACUCUACCAAUCACGCCAUCGUCCAGACGCUUGUCAACUCCGUCAACACCAACAUCCCCAAGGCCUGCUGCGUCCCCACCGAGCUCAGUGCCAUCUCCAUGCUGUAUCUUGAUGAACACGACAAGGUGGUACUCAAGAACUACCAGGAGAUGGUGGUGGAGGGAUGUGGUUGCCGCUGACAACAGAUGGAUGGAUGGAUGCAUGGAUGAAUGGAUUGACGCAUGGAUGAAUGGAUGGAUGGAUGGAUGGAUGGAUGGAUGGAGUUGGCGAGCGCUGUGUGUGGGCGAGCGCUGUGUGUGUGUUUGUGUGAAGCGAGCUGUGGCAGAGACACAGCAUGACAAGGUGUUGCUCAAGAACAACCAGGAGAUGGUGGUGGAGGGAUGUGGUUGCUGCUGACGACGCAUGGAUGGAUGUAUGACUGAGGUGUUCCUCUGCCCCUCUGGUCUUGAACUCGCCACCUCCUAGUCAAGGCAUCGGAGGCACAGCAGGAUACCGCUGAGCUAAAGGACCAGUUCAAUAGGUCAGCGCUACCGAUACUGUAUGAAUCUUCGGGAGGGAGGUUUACUAACGUUCCAUGCCACACUCUGCUUGUUGGCCUCCAUUACGGAUGGAUGGAUGGAUGGAUGGAUGGAUGGAUGGAUGGAUGGAUGGAUGGAUGGAUGGAUGGAUGGAUGGAUGGAUGGAUGGAUGGAUGGAUGGAUGGAUGGAUGGAGUUAGCCUAGCCUCUGUGUGUGUGUUUGUGUGAAGCGAACUGUGGCAGAGACACAAACUGAACAAAGACACUCAAUUCAGACAAACGUCUCUCUCUCACACACACACACACACACACACAUACACACAUACACGCACACACACACACACACACACACACACACACACACACACACACACACACACACACACACACACACACACACACACACAGGCUCAUAAACAUACACAUAUACAAAAACAUAUACACAGACACAGACAUAAACAUCCACUCAAGACCUGAUUCUUCACCUGGACUCCUUAUUUAUAACUUGUAUGUUCGGAUGUUUGUGUGUCUCAUCUUUCUUUUUGUUUUCUCAACCAUAUGAUCAUAUAUUUUGACAAAAUAUAUAUAUUUAUAUCGACAUAUAAAAAAAUGAGUCCUUAUUUUAAACACAAAUGAAAACAAAACUGUACAACUUUUCAUAAUGUAUAUUAGAUUGUAUAAGGUUUUUUAAUGAGAAAAUAGUUAAAAAGAAGAAAAAAAGAGCAAAGUAAAGUUUAUUUACCGGUAAUAUUUAUUGCUUUCUUAUUAUACACAUGUACAAGGAUAGAGGGUUUCUCUACAUAAGCGUCCCUUCAAUCUGUCAUCUCAAGCAGAGGAGUCUACAGAAAACAACAUUUGUGUACUUAAAUUAGAGCACUGUGUGAGGUUAUCAAAGUAUAUCUACUAUAUAUUUUAAAUCAUUGGAAGUUAUCUGAAAUGUGUAUUGUUUUUUUUUUUAAUUCACCUUUUAUUUUUACAUUGCCCCUUAGUCAUUUUUAGAACUUCGUUGAAGAAUUGGUCAUUGUGAUGUUUUCAUUCCUAGAAAAUUGUAAGCCAGAAAAAAAAACAUGAAUUUCAAUUAAAUAAAACAAUUCUAGGCCCAUAACUGUAUUAGUUAAGCAAUGUGGUUUUGGACUGAUGUUUUUUUUCUAUUUUGUCUGAAAACAUUAUGUUGAG